AUGGCGCGACAACGGCGUCCCUCGACCGCGUCGACCACAGCGCCCGACAACUCACUCCCGCCAGAGUCUGAACUCGGCUCCAUGUACGACUAUCUCGCAAAGAUCAUCCUCCUAGGCCCCUCGUCAGCUGGGAAAUCCUGCCUCCUCCACCGUUUCGUCAACUCAUCCUGGCGCAUCCUCUCCUCACAAACCAUCGGCGUCGAGUUCGCUACAAAGAUUGUAAAAGUCGGUGACGGCAACCGUAGAAAGAGAAUAAAGCUGCAGCUCUGGGAUACCGCCGGCACCGAACGCUUUAGGAGUGUGAGCAGGAGUUAUUAUCGUGGUGCCGCUGGCGCAAUUUUGAUCUACGACAUUACGAGCAGGGAUAGCUUUGCACAGUUGGGCACUUUUCUGAAUGAUGCGCGCGCCCUGGCAAGUCCGCAGUUGACCUUGUUGUUGGCCGGCAACAAGGCCGACCUUGCCGAUCCAGUCGACAGUGAUGCAGAAAGCGAUGAAGACAUGGACGAACUCGGUACCCUUUCACCACCAUCUGGCCAGACGCCGUCGAGCUACGACUCGCGCAGGUUCGACAGCAUUGCUUCCAGAGGCACUAUACCACGAGGUGGUAACGGCGCACGCGCUACCUUUGCGCCCGACGGUCGGCAGGUCUCUGCUACCCAAGCGACACAAUGGGCGACUUCACAAACUAUCCCCCUCGCUGUUGAGGUGUCAGCUUUCAAUGGUGAUGGUGUGGAUGAGCUAUUCAACCGUCUGGCUCGUAUGAUCCUGGCGAAGAUUGAGCUAGGAGAGAUUGAUCCCGAUGAUCCGCUUUCUGGAAUUCAGUACGGCGACAGCUUGUCUUGGGCUAUUGACGAUGGAGGAAACAGUAUAAAGAGUGGCAUGGAUGGACCCAGAAGACGGCGAAAGAGAGCAGGCACAGGCCAGUGGGCUUCCGGCCUGCGCGAAUGGGAAGAAGUUUUCAGACUUGAUGGACCCAGACGAAAAGGCUGCUGUUAG
Aureobasidium vineae is the source of this 996-nucleotide messenger RNA. NCBI's taxonomy places the organism in Eukaryota, Fungi, Ascomycota, Dothideomycetes, Dothideales, Saccotheciaceae. The record is from the annotation of a GenBank genome assembly.